Messenger RNA from Aedes aegypti (yellow fever mosquito), 6207 nucleotides. RefSeq names its product adenylate cyclase type 9 (gene Ac13E). The transcript has 6 exons. The record is from RefSeq and is a predicted model, not a curated record. Lineage: Eukaryota; Metazoa; Arthropoda; Insecta; Diptera; Culicidae. Gene Ontology annotation, molecular function: adenylate cyclase activity. Gene Ontology annotation, biological process: cyclic nucleotide biosynthetic process; adenylate cyclase-activating G protein-coupled receptor signaling pathway; intracellular signal transduction. The coding region runs from base 1276 to 5886 and encodes 1536 amino acids.
AACGUCAAAUCAAAACAUUGAAAAUUUUCACACGGAACGGACGGACGACUGAUUGAAGGAGUGAACGAACGAGCGAAAAAACGACGGAGUGUAGUGUACCUGUGUGACUCGUUGUCUUUUCUGUGGGGUGCCUGAUUGGUGUGCUGAACCUAAGGGGGGAAAGGGCAGAGUGUCCGGAUGAAGCGAAACAUUGUGCCGUAAGUGGACGGAUUUCGCGUGAAAACGGUUCCCCGAGGGGUUGUGAUGUUGUGAAGCAAGAAGCGAAGAAGGAAGUGUUGUCUGAAGUGGUGCAAGUGUUUUGAUGUGUGUAGUUUUCGAGUACGGUUAUGAGAUUGGCGACGGGGGACGGGGGUAACGAGUGCGAAAAAAUUGAAGUCAUUUGUUGCUUCAUCGACUGGUGUCGAGAAUCCUGGUGGAAUGAAGUGGUGCAAGAAGUGAGGAAGUGGAAGUGAUUGGAGGGAAUCAGUACGCGAGGAAGAGAUUUCUGGAAGCCACGGGGAAAGUGAAAGAUCGUGAAGGAGCUCCGUCAAGGACUCCACUGGGGUGUUGAUUGGCUCAGACAGAACGUCGUGUGAGAAGCGCUAAUAAGUCUAGUAGGUAGGCUCUUCGUGAGUGGCUGUCCUUGCAGCAGAGCAGGCAACAGCAGUGCCGUCGAAUCAAGUGCAAGCGUCCGAUCAUCAGCAAGGGGGACGUAAAACGACAUCCGUCACCUGUAGGGGAUAAAAUACAUCACUAGGAGACAACGAUCGCAGGAGAGUAGCUAGUCGGUGGUGCAGAGCCAGCGGUGCGGAGAGAUAGGGGAUAGCAGCAACCAACGGCAGCAAUCAGCGACCGCAGACAGACCAAGUACAGGUGGUCGGAGGCAGUUGCUACUUCUACUACUAAGUACUAGGUAUCCGCUUACUGCCAUUAGCCGCCAGAUUCGCAGAAGCGAGAGCAAUCCGGUGAAUCACUACAAUAAAGUUCUGGGAGCAAAAGGUCCUCCCCUUUGGUUAACGUAGGAGGCGGUGCGUAAGGUCGGGCUCUCAGAAGAAGAGACGUUCAACGACGAUGACUGGUAGUGUAAGGUCGAAGAAGGCGGUGGAGAUAUCGGCAGUUGACAUCAAGUGUGCUGCGGCGACACCAAGCGGAAAGUGAGCAGCAAAAGCAGAAGCACUCACAGUGACAACUCAGUCAAGGACGGAAAGCAGUCUGAGAGGAGAGGCGGGAAGGAAGUAGACGAAGAAGGGGGCGUGGAACCCGACGCAGGAUAAGAGAUCAAACAACAGCGUCGUCAUGUCGGAGUCCACAUCCAACCACCGGCGAUCGACGUCAAUGACGACGAUGCCCCCGGUGCUCACAGACAGCCACAAAGGUUCCAUCGAAGACAUCCAGAUCUCGCUAGCGCCGUACAUACAGAGCUACCUGACGCAAACCGGCCGACGCCACUCGUGCUGCAGCGUAAUGCUUCCGGUAGCGUUCGAGCGGGCUGCCCCGCGUUCCUGGUUCGACCCGCGGUUCGAUUCGCCGGUCCUGGAGGGCCAGUUCCAGGCCAGCGUAUUUCCCCAGAUAAGACUCAAAUUCAGAUUUGCCCUCUUCUACAUCCUGCUCUGUUCCCUUGUUUGGUUGCUGUACUUCCUGUUCGACGGAGGGCCUACCCAUUACCACCUGCUGACGGGAUCGAUCGGCCUAAUUCUGAUAUUCGGCCUUGUGGGCAUGUGGCUUACCCACACCGACAUCUAUCGGGCCUACACCAACUUCAUCUCGUCCGCUUGUGCCAUCCUGCUGUGUAUGUUCUCGCUGUUUCUUCUACUGUUCACCGAGGACGCCCUCAGCCCUCUAGGGCACUUCUCCAUCUGCAUCGAAAUAGUGAUGCUCAUCUACACCAUCAUCCCACUUCCGCUGUGGCUAUGCUGCAGCAUCACUUUAGCUUACUCCGUGUGCUUCGAAGUGCUUUCGUUCUUCCACCAGCCGCACUACGUCCAGGAACCGGAAGUGGACGAUGUGGAGCUGGGAUUCUACGCACAGUCGGACUCCGACAAGGAAUCCAGUGGGUUCGUGUACAAAAUAGUGAUAAUCCGGAUGUUGAUCCAGCUGUGCGUCCACCUGCUAGGGGUGCACAUUCUGAUCAUGACCGUGGUUCGGAUGCGGGGGACCUUCAUGAAGGUCGGGCAGAAUCUGUUGGUGCGGAGGCAACUCGAGAUGGAGAAGCAGCUGAAGGAGAAGAUGAUCCACUCGAUGAUGCCUCCGAAGGUGGCCGACUUGCUGCUGAAGGAAAGCGGGAGUGUAGUGAAGGGGAUGAGCUUUGAACAGUGUCCACCGCGGAGGGCAACGCCUUCGGACCUGAAGAGCCUGUUCCGGCCGUUCCACAUGAACAGCAUGGACAAUGUGAGCAUUCUGUUUGCCGACAUCGUCGGAUUUACGAAGAUGUCCUCGACGAAGACGGCCGAACAGCUGGUGGAGAUAUUGAACGACUUGUUCGAGCGGUUCGACGAUCUGUGUCUGAUGAACGGGUGCGAGAAGAUUUCAACGCUGGGGGACUGUUACUAUUGUGUGAGUGGGUGUCCGGAACCGAGGCCGGAUCACGCGAUCUGUUGUGUGGAAAUGGGACUGGGGAUGAUUCUGUCGAUACGGACGUUUGACGCGCAACGACAGGAGGGAGUGAAGAUGCGAGUGGGGGUCCACACGGGGACGGUGCUGUGCGGGAUUGUGGGAACGAAACGGGUCAAGUUCGACGUGUGGAGCAACGACGUGACGCUGGCGAACAGGAUGGAAUCCAGUGGUCGUCCGGAUCAAGUUCAUGUUUCGGAGGAAACCUGCAGUUUUCUGGGCGAUUCCUACGUUAUCGAAGAGGGCGAAGAAGUCGACGGCCAUCGAACAUACUUCGUCCUCGGCAAAAAACCGGAUCCCAUCUGUUCCAUCACCGAUGGCCUAUCGAGUCUGGGCCUACCGGGAGAUAGCAGCAACAUGAUGGCGUCCUCUCCGCUGGACGGAAACCAUCAUCGACACUCGUUCAUUCACAAUCACAGCCCUAGCGAUGGUCAUGAACCCGGAACGUGUUGCCUGUCGCAAAGUGCUACCAAUUUAUCGUCGAUUCAUCCUGUUGUUCCACCGGCUUCACCAGCUGGUCCCGUGUCAUCCUCGCUGAACCCCUCGCCGGUCUCCAGUCCACGGCCUCGUAUAGCGUCACUCUCAAGGAUGACGAAAUUUCUCAAAGGUAAACAUCAUCAGGCAUCCAGUCGGGACGUCGAAAAGCCCAAGAUCAUCGUCAGCACCAAGUCGAUGCCCAACGGGAUCGACUCGGACGAUGCGGACGAAGAUAUGACAUCUGCCGUGGCCACGGUAGCCAACGAAAAGGGUUCCAAGUUCAAGAGUUGGAAGAUGGGACGACUGCUGAGGAAGAUGGACUCGACGGGGACGGCGCCAACCACAAACGGCAACGGUCAGGUAAGCGCCGCGGUAACUCUGGCCUCAGAGCUGGAAUGCAACAAAAACUGUGAUAGUAGUAGGAAAAGCGAAGAAGUGCCAUGUGUAGUAGAGCAGAGCAGUAGUGGUGUAGGAGGCUACCAGCAGUUACCGAUAGUGAUUGUCACUCCGAGACCGAGCUGCCACACGUUGGAAGUGUCAGGUGGCCCGGCCCAGGGGAGUGGUCGGUCGCGAGAACGCGAGGGCUCGAAAUCUAUGAGUGUCGGCGCCAGCGGCGACAACAAUUCCAACCUCAGUCAGAAUUCCGUGUUUGACGACAUCAUCGACGUAAGGUCGUACAUUUCCCAAAGUCGUAGCGAUAUCUCACCCUUUGCCCGAACCGGGAGCUACCGAUCCCAGUGCGAGAAGGCGUCACUGAUUGCGGAAGCUCCGAGUGGGAGACCUCGAAGCUCAACGAUCGCUUCGCACAGUGUAGAGUUGAACAGUAGGCAUAGUUCGGUUUGUCCCGGUAGUAGGCUACUCUGCGACGGAGCCAGCUUAUGUCCGUCUGCCACUUCUCGGAAGGACUCCGGCAUCCGAUCGAACAGCCGACGUUCGAGUAUACAGCAGCAGAUCAUGCUGAUGAACCAAAGUGCGGCUCUGUCAGCUCAUCGGGUUAGCGGUUAUUUCACCAGUUCUCAAUCUAGUCUUUCGGCGGUCGUAGCGGCAGUCGGUGCUUCCUCCACCGAUCCGGUCAUGGCUCUCAAAGCCAACGGCGAAGUGAACGAUCUCCGUUGCGUCAUCAAAGAAGCUCACCCAGACCCAUUGGCAGCUUGUCUGCAGCAACUUCGAAAGCAAUCUGACCUCCAGCUGAUCCGUUGCGUGCGGGAUAAUGCCCGAAGUCAACGGAGCUAUCUGGUAAAGCCUCCUCUCCUACCCAUUUCCCUUCGGUUCAAAUCUCGCCCAAUGGAGCACGAGUUCCGUUCCAAAGCGCAUCGCUUCGGCAGUGAAUCUGAGCUGGAAGGUGGCCCACCAACCCUCGCAACUCCGAAGUACAACACCUACAUAGAUAUCCUAGUGUCGUUCCUCAUCUACAUCGCCACGUCCACUUCGUUGUUUUUGCUUUCGCCGUCGGUCUAUCUGGAGUCGUACAAAAUAUGGGUUUGCAUCUUCAUGGCCUUUAGCACCUUGCAGCUGUUUGCGCUGUUCAUCUGCACUAAGCAGGUGUGCCGGAGGGUUCACAAGUACGCCCGCCGAUCGCGACCCAUCGUAACCCAAAGCUGCUACGACAGCGUAUUGCGGAUUGUGUCCAACUGGUACCCGUGGCACAUUUGCGGAGCAGUUCUGAUGUCCCUGCCGGUCAUCUCGAUCCUGUCCAACUUUGCCAUGAUGGACGUGAGCAAGUUCAAGAUCUUCGAGUUCCACUACGGCUUCCUGAUGUUCAUCUGUGUGAUACACUUUUGCAACUUCACGCAGCUGAACUGCUGGAUGCGGAACUGUUUGGCGCUGUUGACGUCGGUGGCCUUCAUUGGGAUCGCCAUCGGGCACAUGCUGGAGUUGAGGAAUGGAGCGGCGGCGGUGGAGGUGCUGGACACCGUCGUGAACGGGACGGUUGGGGUGAACCCGGAAUUGAAGCAAGCGCAGUUCGAUUGGUUCAACGACUACCGGAUCGAGAUCUACGUGGAUCUGUUCCUUCUGUUGAUCUUGGUGUGGUUCCUGAAUCGGGAGUUUGAGAUUAGCUAUCGGUUGAGUUUCUACGGGAGUGCGGUCGCGAACCAGGACAAGAUACGGGUGCAGAGCAUGAAGAACCAGGCGGACAUGCUGUUGCACAAUAUCAUUCCAAAGCAUGUGGCGGAGCAGCUGAAGAAUACGGCCAAGUAUUCCGAGAAUCAUAAGAACAUCGGGAUCAUUUUUGCCAGUAUCGUGAACUUCAACGAGAUGUACGACGAGUCGUAUCUGGGAGGGAAGGAGUAUCUGCGAGUACUUAAUGAGCUGAUAGGAGACUUUGACGAGCUGUUGGCGAGACCGGAGUUUCGGUGCGUGGAGAAAAUCAAGACAAUCGGAAGCACCUUCAUGGCGGCAUCUGGGUUGGAUCCGAGUAGUCGCGGGGAAGACAACGAACAUCUGUUCACGUUGCUGGAUUUUGCAAUCGCGAUGCAGCAGGUCGUGGACUCGUUCAACCGGGACCUGCUGGAGUUUAACCUGAUCAUGCGGGUGGGGUACAACUUUGGGGACGUGACGGCAGGUGUGAUCGGUACCAGCAAACUCUACUACGACAUCUGGGGUGAUGCGGUCAAUGUGGCAUCCCGAAUGGAUUCGACCGGUGUCCCCGGACGGAUCCAGGUGGGAAGUGCCUGCGUUCCGACGCUGUCCGAACGGUACGAUUUCGAGCCCCGGGGGAAGGUUUACGUGAAGGGGAAGGACCACAUGGAAGUGUACCUGCUGGUAGCCAAGAAGCCAGAUCUGCUGGGACCACCAGAGCUAGAUAGGGACCCGAUGUAACUUAGGGUUAGGGAUAGGGUGGACGAGAUAGGAUUUCACUUCAGAAAACCGGUUUCAGAUCGAAAACGGGACGAUACACUCCUCAGGAGCGGGUUUGAAUGUUUUUGUGUUGUUUUAGGGGACUAUGAAUGGGAAACAUAGGGACAGAAUAGUUGGUUUGACGUUGGUUCAUCGGAUCAGAUGGUAUGUGUACUGGUAAUGUUAUGUGGUUUAUUUAGCACUUCAACAGGCCUUUCAUGUGACAGGUCCAUCUAUGCAUUUGUUUACAUUGGUAGAGGAUCGGUACAUAGGCAUUUUCAUGAAACGUGUAGAAUCAGCUGA